GUCACACUAUGUUUGGGAAAAGGAACUACUUCUUAUUAAUUUUAAUUUUGUUCUGAAUCCAUGCAUUUUUUCUCUUUAUAUAUUUGCACCAUUUUUGUACUAGCAUCUCAUACCAUAAUUCAAUGUAAGCUAUGGCUGCUAGCGUUGGAAAGCUUGAGGCAGAAACUGAGGUAAAGUCCAAUGCAGACAAGUUCUGGGGUGCUAUUAGGGAUUUUGUAACCAUAUUCCCUAAGGCCUCACCAACUGAUUACAAAAGCAUUCAAAUUCUUGAGGGUGAUGGCAAGGUUGUUGGCUCUGUCUACACAACAAUUUCAGGAGAUCAAGGAAAUGAAGCUGUGAAGACGGUGACAGAGAAGAUUGAAAGUGUUGAUGAUGCAAAGAGGACAAUAAUUUAUAGUGUGAUUGAUGGGGAUCUUCUCAAGUACUAUAAGCGUUACAAGGGAUAUGUGAAUGUAACACCAAAGGGAGAUGAUAAUGGAAGCUUGGUGAAAUGGUCGUGUGAGUAUGAAAAGGCUAGUCAAGACGUUCCUGAACCUAAUUUCAUGGCAGAAGCUGCAAUCAACACCUUCCUAAAAGUUGAUCACUACAUUCUAAACGCAUAAUCCUUUGAAGGGCUUCUACUUCUAUGCAUUAUAGUAAUUGGGUUAUACAUUAAUGAUGAAUGAUUAAUGAAAUACUAAUAUAAAAAUAAGAAAAAUGCUAAGUAUAUA
Molecule: messenger RNA, 710 nt
Organism: Arachis ipaensis
Lineage: Eukaryota; Viridiplantae; Streptophyta; Magnoliopsida; Fabales; Fabaceae
Product: MLP-like protein 423
Biological process (GO): defense response; abscisic acid-activated signaling pathway
Molecular function (GO): signaling receptor activity; abscisic acid binding; protein phosphatase inhibitor activity
Source: RefSeq, a predicted model, not a curated record